AUGAUAACGACCUCUGAAGACCCCGUGGUCCCGCCGGACACCGAUGAGGUGGACUCGGACGAGCUGAUGGGCUCCCAGUCCCGCCGCUGGCUGCUGGACCUGCUGGCCGCCGACAGGCCCUCUCAGAGCGGGGACGUGAGCCCGGUGGGCCGGGACGGACUCUUCGUGGAUUACCGCUUCCCGGUGGGGGAGCUGGAGAUGCAGUCCGGGGUCAGGUGGAAACGACCAAAGGAGCUCUGCUCCUCGCCUCAGUUCAUCAUCGAUGGAGCUUCACGACUCGACAUCUGCCAGGGGAAACUCAGUGACUGCUGGGUACUCUCUGCUAUAGCGUCUCUGGCGGUGCAUCCAUCGCUGCUCCAGAAGGUCGUGCCUCUGAAUCAGAGCUUCCAGGAUGGUUACAACGGCAGCUUCACCUUCAGAUUCUGGCAGUACGGGCAGUGGGAGGAGGUGAGGAUCGAUGAUUUGCUGCCAACGAAUGGCAACAAGCUGGUUUACCUCAGCUCCCCUGAAAGACAAGAGUUCUGGAGCUCACUGCUGGAGAAGGCGUACGCCAAGCUGAAAGGAGGUUAUAGAGCUCUGGAUAUGGGUUACCCUCAUGAAGCCAUGGUGGACAUGACUGGUGGAGUGGCUGAAGUUUUUAACAUCGCCUUGUCCAAAAACCUCCCCGACCUCCUUGGACACCUCUUGGCCAAAGGAGCACUCAUCAACUGUGCCAACAACAAGGGUCCUCUGGAGCAGAUGAAUGAACUGGGGAUCAUGUUCAGACAUGCCUACUCCCUGACGGCAAUCAAGAAGGUGAAGACGACACAUGGAGUUGUAGAUUUGGUGCGGAUCCUCAACCCGUGGGGCAACACAGAGUGGAUCGGGCCCUGGAGUGACUCAAGCAGUCCGGAGUGGAGCACGGUGAGCGAAGAGGAGCAGAGACGUCUCGGCAGAGUCCGCCAGGAGGACGGGGAGUUCUGGAUGUCGGCGUCGGACUUCCAGCUGCACUUUGAGGUGAUGGAGGUGUGCCACCUGACGGACGGCCUGAGCGAGCCCGGCUCCGGCGAGCAGCCGUGGAGCUGCGUCUUGCAUCACGGGACCUGGGUGCCGAGCAUCACGGCGGGAGGAUUUCCUCUCAGCGGCUUGUUCUGGCAGAACCCCCAGUUCCUUUUUGUCCUGUCGGAGGUGGACAACAACCCCAGCAACACCCAGAAGACGUGCUCCUUCGUUUUGGCUCUGAUGCAGAAGUACCAGAGGCGCAGAGGUGUUCACCUCAACAUCGGCCUGCACGUUUACCCGGCUCACCCUCAGAACACGCACCUGUCGCCUGACGACCUGAGCGUGCUCCACCCGGUCCUGCAGCAUCAGUACUCCUCGCGUCGGGAGGUGGUUCUGCGCGGCUCGCUCGCUCCGGGUCGCUACAUCAUCAUCCCGUCCACGUCGGAGCCCAACCAGCAGGCCGAGUUCCUCCUGCGGGUCCUGACGGAGCGCGGCAACGAAGCCACGCCUGCUCACAAACCAGCUCAAGACAUCUCUUCAGUAACAGAGCCUUCAUUUCCUCACCAGGCAGCUCUUCCUUCUCCUACAUCCAUCAGAAUUCUGUACAAGAAGCACUGCAACAAGAAAGGAUUUUGCAAACCGCUGCACCUCUACCACCUUCUGACUGAGGCCAUCCAGCAGGGAGUGUUGGCUGGAAGUGAGAAAUUCUUGGCUCUGGAGCACUGCAAGAGUCUGGUGGUUCUGAUGGACAGCCAAGGCAUCGCUCAGCUGAACUGGCCUGAGUUCCAGACUCUGUGGGACAAGAUCCGGAGGUGGACGGACAUCUUCUUGGUGUUUGACAAGAAUAAAACGUAUCGCCUUGAGUACCAGGAAGUGCGCCCAGCCCUGAAGGCAGCAGGCAUCAUGGUGGAUGAUCUGGUGAUGCAGCUGGUCGGACUGAGAUACACAGAACCCGACAUGACCAUCAGUUACCCGGGCUUCCUGUUCCUGGUCAUGAAGCUGGAGAGCAUGAUCCACAAGUUUCAGGCGUACGACAUGGUGGGACAGGGAACGGUAACCGUCAGCUACAGACAGUGGCUCCACAUGACCAUGUACAACUGACCCGAACCGCUCCACUUUGACACGUUCACCAGGAUCUUUUAUUUUAUUUUAUGUUAUUUUUGUGCAGUUGUCACUGCAGCAG
This is a messenger RNA of Nematolebias whitei (Rio pearlfish), 2164 nucleotides long. RefSeq lists its product as uncharacterized. Gene Ontology annotation, molecular function: calcium-dependent cysteine-type endopeptidase activity; calcium ion binding. The transcript is spliced from 20 exons. Bases 1 to 2082 code for a protein of 693 amino acids. Lineage: Eukaryota; Metazoa; Chordata; Actinopteri; Cyprinodontiformes; Rivulidae. The record is from RefSeq and is a predicted model, not a curated record. Gene Ontology annotation, biological process: proteolysis. Gene Ontology annotation, cellular component: cytoplasm.